CAGAGGGUGGAUCUGGGGCCCCCAUCUUGGCAGGAGUCCUGGAGCUGCUGCUCGUGGCUUGUGGACAGCAGGGUCUUUCUGUUCGUGAGACCCAUGGAGGGAGGUUGGGGUCAGGCUAAAGUGGUCUUUGCCAAAAUCACGAGAUGGCGAAUCUCCUUGGGCAUGAGGUCUGAGGUCCCAGGUGGCAUAGGGCAGGGAUAGCCGGAGUGCAGAUGACCUGCUCUGGGCCCCUGCUCCCUCGGUGACCCAUGGACUUCAUUGCAGACAGCCUGAGGGUGCAGGAGGAUGAGGACAACUGUGCCGUCAUCCAGUCAGCCCGGGACGCGCUAAAGCUCGUCCAGAACAAAUACCUGCCAGCUGUGUGUUCCUGGGUCCAGCUCUUCACCCGUGCAGGGAUGCACGGCAGGCACUUAGAGGCCACCAUCAACUUGAAGGCAGAACUGGAAAGUGUCCUGAGGAGGUGCCGGGAGCUGGGCAUUGAGCCCGAGGGGACGCACAGGCCGGAGGUGAGUGUGGCAGCCCCCGUCCGAGCUCAGCCCUCUCAGCAGGCCCCGCUGGGCUCCGGAAUGUUCCUGUUCCUUCCUCUCAGCCCUGGCUGUCCCUGCAGAUAGACGGUCUGGCCCAGGGCCCAGGAAGGAGGGCGUGGGGGUCCUGUUUGGACAGGGAGCCCCUGGGUCCUGCAGGAGGCACAGCCAUGGGCCUGGCUGAGGCCCCACUACACCUGAUGCGCCUGAGCACCGCGUGGGGCCUCCUGUGAGCUCAGCACUAACCCUCAGGCCUCAGGGGUCUCGUCCUCUCAUCCACAUCGUAGCCGAGGACGUGGGAGCCCGUGCACCUGCAGGGCACAGAUAGGACGUCUCCCUCAAGGCUUACGCAGUUGGCAGUGCCCCAGCCUGGGGAGGUGGGCACCUCAGCCCUUCCGAAGAAGGCCCCACGGAGGAGCUCCCACAUGGCUGAGUGGGGUGAAUGUGGGGACCGGGGCCACUUGGGGAGGACACUCAAGGCAGCCGUCUGCUGGGCACGUGACACCCACAGGCUUUGUAGGUUGUGGUUCUUGAGGGAGGAGCUGGUCCUGAGCGCUAGUCCCUCAGCAGGGCAGGCCUGGGGGGCACUUGGUGACGGCAUGGGAUGAAGCCCCCCACGCCCCACCGGGACACCAGGCACCCAAGCGGCAGCCCCGAGCCUCAGAGAUGUAGCCUGUCAGCCCCUCUGUCGGGCCUGCGUCCAGACCUAGCCCUUAAUGCUGAAAGCCCGGGAGCUGUGUCCUCCGUGGGGCCUGCCAAGUAGGAGGGGACCUGCUGGAUGCAGAUCUCAUCCGCUUCUGCUGACACCAGAGUGUGCCCCUUCCCCAGGCCCUGGGCCCGGCCGCAGCUUUUCAUCCGCAGGAGCCUGCAGGGGAGGGUGCUGUGGAUCUGGGGUGGGAAGAACGCUGUCCCUUGCUG
Messenger RNA from Hipposideros armiger (great roundleaf bat), 1442 nucleotides. Its product is annotated as UV-stimulated scaffold protein A-like. The coding region runs from base 249 to 611 and encodes 120 amino acids. Gene Ontology annotation, cellular component: chromosome. NCBI's taxonomy places the organism in Eukaryota, Metazoa, Chordata, Mammalia, Chiroptera, Hipposideridae. The transcript has 2 exons. The record is from RefSeq and is a predicted model, not a curated record. Gene Ontology annotation, biological process: transcription-coupled nucleotide-excision repair; response to UV. Gene Ontology annotation, molecular function: RNA polymerase II complex binding.